UGGGCACUGUCGAUUUCUUUCUCAGAAGAGGAUUAUGGAUAUCCUGUCCAACACUGAACAGCAGCGCAGCACAACUAAAAGCCAUCUCCACCAUAACGAUACGACUCGUACGAGAACGACACGAUGAUGGACGGCUUGACUUUUUCUUCAUGCCCUCCUUCCUGACUGAUAAGUUUUCAACGACGAUUAUGAAGACAUGAAACACCGGUUUUAAAGUCUGAGCGUCUUCAUUUAAAUAUUUGAAUGAGGUUAGUUAAAAUAAAUAAAUCUGCUUUUUAUUGCUUCGUCGACGACGAACGGCGAAUUCUUGUCUUGUGUCACUGGACAUCUGUGCUGAACUGAGCUUCAGAGCUGAAGAGGAUGACCACUGAGAGCUCUCUAGAGUCCAGCAGCCCCAUCAUGAGGACGGGCUCGGAGUCAGAUGAAAUGCACCCCGGAUUAAUAGACACUCCGACUGGCCCUGGAAGCCAGGUCACUGUGCCCAGCAAAGGAAAGAAGAACAGCUCGGGAUUGCAGCGUACCGAAAAGCCACCCUACUCCUACAUCGCGCUCAUUGUGAUGGCGAUCCAGAGCGCGCCGACAAAGCGACUCACUCUGAGUGAGAUCUAUCAGUUCCUGCAGACGCGGUUCCCUUUCUUCCGAGGUGCUUAUCAAGGAUGGAAAAACUCAGUUCGACACAAUUUGUCCCUAAACGAGUGCUUUAUUAAGUUGCCCAAAGGAAUGGGGCGCCCUGGAAAAGGCCACUACUGGACCAUAGAUCCUGCGAGUGAAUUCAUGUUCGAGGAAGGCUCUUUCCGGCGGAGACCGCGGGGAUUUCGGAGAAAAUGUGAAGUCCUCAAGCCCAUGUACCGCAUGAUGAAUGGCCUUGGGUUCACUUCCGCCAUUUUACCCCAAAACUUUGACCUGCAGUCUCCAACGUGUCACGCUAAUACCUAUAAUCUAGACGUGAUACCAGGACCUGUUUCUGGUGGCGGGUAUGACCCUCUGAAAAUUGGUCACUAUGGACACAUGGCAAACUGUGCACUACCGACAAAUGAAAACUAUGGGGCAAACAGCAGUAGUCCAAUCUCCUCUUGUCCCACAAACAGCUCGAUUGAAGGCCGUUCGCAGUUUUCUGGUACGGCUCAUCAUUGCCCUUCAUCUCCUUACCUAAAGCGCACUCCUAUUAGCUCUGGUAUUCCAGGGUCUUCUACACAACAGCAAAGUGCAUCAUCAUUAUCUUCAUCCUACUCGGUGGAGCAAACCUAUCUGCAGCCCAGCAUCAGACACGGUGCAGACAUGACAGUGGGCGUAUCUUGCUACCAGGCCCACUCCACUCCUGCGGAUGAACGAAGAGACUUUGUAUUAAACUUCAGUGGAAUUUCAUCCCUCCAUCCAACUGCUAGUGGAUACUAUCCUUAUCAUCCUCAUUAUCAGCAGCAUGUUCACCCCAGUGUUCAGCAGGACGUCAAACCGUGUAUAAUGUAAAGGGAUUAAUUCAGAUUAGUCUACAGUCUAUUGUCUACUACAUCCAAGUAAAUCAAUCAGUUUAUUACAACGCCCAAGGCGUUUUUGUUUCUUUUAUUUGGUUAUUAUUAUUAUUAUUAUU
This is a messenger RNA of Clarias gariepinus (North African catfish), 1588 nucleotides long. RefSeq names its product forkhead box F2b (gene foxf2b). Gene Ontology annotation, biological process: animal organ morphogenesis; regulation of transcription by RNA polymerase II. Gene Ontology annotation, cellular component: nucleus. The coding region runs from base 361 to 1467 and encodes 368 amino acids. The transcript has 2 exons. Gene Ontology annotation, molecular function: RNA polymerase II cis-regulatory region sequence-specific DNA binding; DNA-binding transcription factor activity, RNA polymerase II-specific. The record is from RefSeq and is a predicted model, not a curated record. NCBI's taxonomy places the organism in Eukaryota, Metazoa, Chordata, Actinopteri, Siluriformes, Clariidae.